Vicia faba (fava bean) is the source of this 474-nucleotide messenger RNA. The record is from the annotation of a GenBank genome assembly. Lineage: Eukaryota; Viridiplantae; Streptophyta; Magnoliopsida; Fabales; Fabaceae.
AUGCAUCAAGCAGAUAGGGUCAAACUACAAUUUGGCCAUUUACAAGGGAUACCUGAAGAACCUCGAUGCCUGGCUGAACACCAUAAGAUGACAACAAUAAAAGCGCGCCAAAAAGCAUAUACCACAUUAUACUCUGAUGAACAAAACUGUUGGUUGCAUCGAGAAUUGUUUACGUUGGAUGGAGAUCAAUUACAAAUAGAGGAGAAACCGUCAAAUGAGUACAUGCAAUGGUAUCACUCGCUUCCAUAUAGAUAUGCAUUGUACGAACAAUUUCUCACCGACCCUCGUCAAAGUCAAUAUGCCCCUACUCAGGCAACUACAACUCCUAGUCAAGAAAAUCCUCCAACAUCAGAUGCAACACAACAAAAUCCUCCAACAACAGAGACCCAACAACAAUAUGGUUUUGGUCAUCGUGCUCCGCGACCGUGUUAUUGUUUUACCGGUGCUCGUUUCAGACCGGGUCAUCAGCAUUAA